AUGAUGAGCCUGGCUCAGUCACACUCUCCCUAUCCUGCGGGAAUGCAACAGCACCCAGGUGUCCCCCAAGGCCAUCCGAUGGCUGGAGUACCCCAUAACGCCGGCCCGCAGGUGCCAGGCCAACCCGGCAUGCCUCAGCAAAUGCAUAUAGGAGUGUCUGGUCCAGGACCUCAAGUCAGCCAGGCAGGAGCUUUGAUGGCUGGGAUGCCUCCAGGAGCGGGUGGACCAAGUGCGCAUGCGCUACAACAUCUAAACCCGGGGCAGGCCCAGCAAGCGCAAAUGUAUCAACAGCAGAUGGGACAGAUGGCUUUCGCGAAUCCUCAACUUCAGCAACUGCAACAGCAGCAAAUGUUGCAGCAUCAGCAGAGACAGCAAGCGGCGGCAGCACGUCAUGCUAUCAUGGCUCAGCAAUUUGGGGGCAUUCAGAUGGGUGUGCCAAACGGGAUGGGUCAGAUGAGUCCGUCGCAGUAUACGGCAAUGCGAGCAGGAGCUCCCAUGCGGCCUGUCAAUCUACCCCAGCAUCUUCAACAGGCCCAGCAACAAGCCCAGCAGAGCCUGGAGCAGCAACAACAGCAGGCUCAACAACAGCAUCAACAACAUCUUAUACAACAAAUGGCGAUGCAACAGCACGCUCAAGCUCAAGCUCAAGCUCAGGCUGGAAAUAAUAACCAAGGACAACCGGGUCAGAUGGGCCCGCAACAACUCCAGAAUCUUCAACAAGCUCAAAUCGCAGCUGCGCAGCAACAUCAUCAGGCGCAAGCCGCUCAAGCUGCUCAGGCCGCUGCCGCGCAACAAAAUCAACCACAGUCGCAGCAUCAACCUCAACCGCAGCAAUCGCAACCAAAUUCCCAAGCCCAGACACAACAGCCUCAGCCACAAGCGCAACAACACCCGUCCAACAUGCAACAGCAACAAGCUGCUGCAACAGCGGCCAUGCUACAAAACCAGCAAAGAGUAGGAGAUAAAUUCAAGGGGCAAUGUCUGAUGAAGUUGAUGCAGUUCGGUGACCAUCUAAGUAAUUUUGGAGUAAUCUCGAAGCCAUUGGAGGCAUACAUGGCCACAGGAGCUCAGCGACUGGCUGCACAAGGGAUAAAGCAGCGAGAUGAUCUAAACUACUGGCUAGGAUUUGUGGAUCGAUUCUUCUCUCCAAAGGGUGUUUUGCGACACUCUGUCUGGCUUGCCGAGGAAAAUACAGGCAAGCAGUAUGAAAUCACAUUUCCGGCGUUGGCUAGGUACUUCCAUACUCACUUCGAGAGCGGCAUCAAAAAUAUGCAGAUGAUCAUGGAAAAAGGAUCUGAGAAGGAGCUGCCGAACAAUGGUCACUACAUUGAGAACCAGAAGUCGAGUUUCGUUUAUUGGUUUGAUAACGGGUCACAGUUAAUCGCAAACGGCACAUUGCGAGCUCAUUUCGAUGAGCAUCAGAAGAUUGAACUGCUAGAAUUUGUUACCAGCAAUCAUGAAGAGUAUAUACCACGCAGCAUGGUGAUUGAAGCAGCAAGGCCCUUGCAUGACUGGGGAAAGGAGUGGAAAAACCUCAACGCACUACAGGAUGGGAAGCAAUCACCGGAGAUGAAUAAGAAAAAGGCCAAAGCCGUCAAGUCGCCGGCGCAACCACCACCUGAAAUCGCGAUCCCUCAAUCCAAAGUCAAACCAAGCAUGGGGAUUACUCCUUCGCUAUUUCAAUUUCUAGAGCUUGCUGAAGUUAUGGGGCAAAUGAACCCACUCUUCCAGUACUCUCACCUAAAUGCCUCUCUUGCACCUUAUGCUGCUCUCGAUCAGUAUGUCGCCACUGUGGCUUCAAACGGUGGCAACCCAAAUGGACAACAGCAAAACCUUAAUGGGCCACGCACACCUGGCAUGUCCAAUUUCCCAAUUGGAGCUUCCCCAGCAGCAGCGCACCUGAAUCUUCCAGAUGCUUCACCGCAUAUGGGAGGAAGUCCGGCCCAGGCACCAGGCAUGCAACUACAACAAAGCCAGCAUGGCACGAGUUCCAGUGGUCCGAGUGCCAACACAAGUCCUAAUGCGAGUAACAAACGAAGGAGGCCGAGUACAGUGAAGGCGGAAGAGGAGAACCAGGCGAAUGGUAAUCAGCCGAAACCGAAUGUGAAGCCUAGUCCAAGGAUAGGGGGCAAGAGGCAGAAGGGGAAUCCUGCUUGA
Messenger RNA from Amorphotheca resinae ATCC 22711, 2157 nucleotides. RefSeq lists its product as hypothetical. The record is from RefSeq and is a predicted model, not a curated record. Bases 1 to 2157 code for a protein of 718 amino acids. The transcript is spliced from 5 exons. Gene Ontology annotation, cellular component: nucleus; transcription regulator complex. NCBI's taxonomy places the organism in Eukaryota, Fungi, Ascomycota, Leotiomycetes, Helotiales, Amorphothecaceae. Gene Ontology annotation, biological process: negative regulation of transcription by RNA polymerase II; positive regulation of transcription by RNA polymerase II.